GCCGUCUGGCUCCACCCUUUUUUAUUGGCUGUCGAACAAAGUUGUCGCUUUUCCAGGGCCUGGCAAGGCGUAUGUGAGGGACACCAAUGUCGGGACAGUAGGGCAGUUAGUAAUAUGUGUUAUGGAGGCUGCGGCGAGCCAGGUGAAUGAGUUGUUCAGGUGGAAGAGGCCGAAAGAAGAAAGGCUCAGGCGGGGGCGGCUCAGCGCUGGAAGGCGACGCCCACGAUCAGGUGUCGCUCCAUAGGCGGAACCUGUACGUGUUUUCGUACCCGCUGCUAGCCGUGUUCGCGCUGCUGCGCGCCGUCGCCCUGCAGCUCGCGCUCCUCUUCGCCUGGUUGUUCGCGCGCCUGUCCGGGACCAUGGCGGCGCGCGCCAAAACCGCGCAGGAGCCCGCGAGCCGGGAGCGGGACGACGACGGGGAGCAGAUCCGGCAGCACCACAAGCAGGCCUUCGAGUACAUUUCCGUGGCGCUGCGGAUCGACGAGGACGAAAAGGGCCACAAAGAGCAAGCUGUCCAGUGGUACCAGAAGGGCAUCACUGAGCUGGAAAAGGGCAUCGCAAUUGAGAUCACAGGACAAGGUGAGAAGUAUGAACGAGCAAAGCGACUCCAAGAAAAGAUGACAACCAAUCUGAUCAUGGCUAAAGAUCGACUUGAGCUUUUAGAGAAGGUUCUUUCGAGUUCAGCACAAAGAGACAUCUAUACAGACAGUAUACACCAGCCCUACCGUAAUGGCCAUCUGCAUUCAGUCAGUGGUGCCAUUCCCAAAAAGAAAGAUGGCUCAAGCCAUUUCAGUCACUCGCUUCCUCGACCAAAGCAAACACCAAAGGCUUCGACCACCGGUACCCAUGGACACCAGCGCUCCCCCAGCUAUAGCGGGCCCUCCAGCGGUGGCCAUGCAAGGCCAGCCUCCCAGUCUGCCAGCAGCCUCAAAGGUGGUGGGAAAGCUGGUAGCCGACAAAAUGGCAAAGCUGCGGCGCCUACAGUGACUCCUCCAAGAAAGAGGGACAUGAAGAACUUCAAGAAUGUGGACAGCAAGCUGGCAAACCUCAUCCUGAACGAGAUUGUUGACAGUGGUUCUGCGGUGCGUUUUGAGGAUGUUGCAGGCCAGGAGCUUGCCAAGCAGGCUCUCCAGGAGAUUGUCAUCCUUCCUGCUCUCAGACCAGAGCUUUUUACAGGUCUACGGACCCCUGCGAGAGGCCUUCUUCUCUUUGGUCCCCCAGGGAAUGGGAAAACCAUGCUGGCCAAAGCAGUAGCCACAGAGUCCAACGCAACUUUCUUCAACAUUAGUGCUGCCAGCUUGACUUCCAAAUAUGUAGGAGAAGGGGAGAAGCUGGUCAGGGCCCUGUUUGCUGUUGCCAGGGAGUUACAGCCCUCUAUUAUUUUCAUUGAUGAGAUUGACAGCCUACUGUGUGAGAGGAGGGAAGGAGAGCAUGACGCCAGCCGACGCCUCAAAACGGAGUUUCUCAUUGAGUUUGAUGGGGUGCAGUCUGGGAGUGAAGACAGGGUGCUGGUGAUGGGAGCCACCAACAGGCCCCAGGAGCUGGACGAGGCUGUGCUCAGGAGAUUUGCAAAACGGGUCUAUGUGACUUUACCAAAUGAAGAGACACGGCUGAAACUGCUGAAGAACCUCCUGGGUAAACAUGGAAACCCACUUAACCAGAUGGAGCUGGUUAAACUAUCCAAAAUGACCGAAGGCUAUUCAGGAAGUGACCUGACUUCUUUAGCUAAAGAUGCAGCUUUGGGCCCAAUAAGAGAAUUAAGACCUGAACAAGUGAAGAAUAUGGCUGCACAUGAGAUGCGAAACAUCACGUUCAGUGACUUUGUGGAGUCGCUGAAGAAGAUAAAGCGCAGCGUCAGCCCACAGACUGUGGACCUGUACAUACGCUGGAACAAGGAGUACGGUGACACCACGGCCUUAUGAAAGAGCAGCCCUUCUGGCCUGGAGGUUCACAGAGAAACUCCGUAGUGGACAGAGGAGUGAGUCCUGGAGACUGGAACUGAAACUUGAGUUCGUGGCCUCUUUGCUCUUCCUUUUGUAAUUCCCUUCAAAGAAGGGCAGGACACCAAGAGACCAUACAACGAUAACCUUUUGUGCAAAAAAUGUUUGUCUUACCCAAGAGUAUGUUUGUAAUUGCUUCCUAACAAUGACACUUAUCCUUACUCAAAAGAUGAGUUUCCCUUUGCGCUCCUCUAACUUGUGCUCAUUGGCUACUGCUUAUGGCACACAAGCUAAAUAGUGUGAGUAACUCCCGCUUGUUUAACAUCUUUACCAGGUUUCAUUCCAAGGCUGGUCACCUAGUUCAGGGGUGUUUGUGUAUGCUGUAAGUCAAUUUGUAUGGAAGAGAAAUAACAGGAAGUAAUCUACUGUCAUUUAUUAGCAGCCUAGAAUGUGAGCCCUUCAGUCUGCCCAGGAUUUGGAGCUACUUCCACUUAAUAGCACUGUGACAUUGAAUUCACAAAAACAUUUGUAACAGACUGACAUGGCAUGAGUAAUCUGCAGUAAUAUGUACAGUUCCAUAUACACAAGGAUCAUCUCACUGAACCAAUCCAGUGCCUUAAGUUUUUAGGUGACAGAUGUGGGCUUUUUUAUUUUCAUUUUCUUAGGAUGUCUGUUAUGCCAAAUGAAUUCAUAAAUUUGUUCUUCCUUUCUGUUCCAGUCACGGUCUGUGGUAUACCUAGCUUUUUGGAAUAGAUUUCAAGAUGACAAAACUAACAUCAGGGUGUUUGCACCGUCUCCAAUACAGAUUAUGACAUUUGUGCCUGUAGGUUUUGUGUCCUUGUGUAUGUUCUUUCUAUCAGUGUAGAUGGCUAUGUACAUUUUAGUAGAGUACUGAUUGUGUAAGAGAGAUUAGCAAAAAUUUAAUUGCGCAAAAACUGGCUACAGUGGAUUUGUUUUGCUCUGUCCAUUGGAGCCUUUUUCAAAGAUGCCUACAAAGAGCAACAGAAAUGCACUCCAUAUAACCAGUUUUUGGAAGUAGGUUUCAGUAGCACAUAACCUUCUCAAAUGAUCAGUCAUUUGGCAACAAUCUUAUUGUUAUUUAAUGAUGAUGAUGAUGAUAAAAGAUUUAAUAUUCACAAUGGAGUGUUCCACUUCAGAGCACUAGAGGGCAGCAGAGAUUUGCUGUGUGUCACACAGUAGGUUGGGUUCACGUCAGGUCAGUUGCUGGACAUGCCAUGCAGUUAAAAAUCCAAUCCGUUAUAUGAUCGCAUUUGCUGACUAAAUUAAGACAGUAAUAUUUUCCAACAAAUAAUACUAUAGUCUCUCCUGGACUGUAACAAAAUUGGUAAUAUUGGCGUUUGUGUUGAUAAAUAUUAGUAAAAUGCUAAAUUUCACAGGUAUGCGACAUUCCCAAAUCAGUUAUUGAAUUUAUUAAUGAAUAAACAAUGCUCAAUAGUGUACUUUUCAAAUUAUAAUAACCUAUAUCAAAUAUAUCAAUAAGAGCAACAAAACUGGUGCAUGACAGUUUGAGAACUGAGUAUGGCUUGCUUAAAUAACAUGUAAAUUGUAAAUUAAUUUCCUGUUGCAUUUUUAAGAUUUUGUAUUUUUUAUUUUUGCUUUUCAUUUUCAUUUUGCUUAAAUUUAGUAGAAAUGUGGUGUGUUAGAUUGCACAGAUGUCUUGAAGGCCAUAAAGGUUUUGAUUUUUUUUUUUUUUUUUUUUUUGUGUGUUUCUAAUAAAUGUGUUUAUGCUGAAAAUGUUCUUCAGUCAUGGAGGUGAGGGGAGCCAGCAUUUGUGGCACGGUGGGGGUUCCAGAAGAGUCUUGCAUCCUGUGUUUUCAGCAUCUUGUCUCUUCCAGAAUUACAGAUUUAUUUCUUUUGACCAGUGGAGAAUGAAGUACAUUUGGAAUUCUGGUUUGUUAAAUGAUAAAAAAAGAGAUAUGACCAUUUCUUAAAUUUUACGAAAAGAGAUCGUUGCGCCAGGACAAGCGCCAUUCCUGUCCUUCAGUGUGAUGGUGUAAAAAGCAUCACUGUCUCCUGCAGUUCUUUAUAGCAAGUAAAGGUGUCAUUUGCACUCAGACCCAACAGUCAGCUUCCUUUCUAGAGUUUAGAUCAGUUGGGGGAGGUGAUUUACCUUCCAGACAGCAGUGCUUGACUUGUACAGAUGCAAUUAUUGAAAAUACCACCAAAAAACAAGACCUGAAACAACCAGUUGUCACUCUAUAACAGACCUGGUAAAAGUGUUCCAUGGCCUUUAGGACUGGUAUCCUUUGCCAUAUUCUAAGUUAAGCAAAGAUCUCAAAGGAGUUUUACAGUGAUGCUCAAUCUUCUUAGCCAGGUAUUCUUAGUGGAUAGUUGGAGGGAUUAAACACCUACAUGAAAUAUUGUGUUUAGGAAACAUUUCUGACAGACUUGCUCAUUGAAGAAACUUUUGUGAAAGGGAGGUAAAAAUAUUGAAUUGGAAGCAUACCUUACCUUACUUAAUGUUCAUAUAUCUGUGUCGCUCUUUGGACAAAUACUUUCUGCCAGCUUAAUUAAAAAAAAAAAGAAGUAAAUGUAA
This is a messenger RNA of Scleropages formosus (Asian bonytongue), 4497 nucleotides long. Its product is annotated as spastin-like. The record is from RefSeq and is a predicted model, not a curated record. The coding region runs from base 147 to 1922 and encodes 591 amino acids. Gene Ontology annotation, cellular component: microtubule cytoskeleton. Lineage: Eukaryota; Metazoa; Chordata; Actinopteri; Osteoglossiformes; Osteoglossidae. Gene Ontology annotation, molecular function: microtubule severing ATPase activity; ATP hydrolysis activity; ATP binding. The transcript has 17 exons.